This is a messenger RNA of Cavia porcellus (domestic guinea pig), 1532 nucleotides long. It is a transcript of the gene Cfap276, whose product is annotated as cilia and flagella associated protein 276. The coding region runs from base 541 to 975 and encodes 144 amino acids. The transcript is spliced from 6 exons. Lineage: Eukaryota; Metazoa; Chordata; Mammalia; Rodentia; Caviidae. The record is from RefSeq and is a predicted model, not a curated record.
GGCCCCUCUCUGCUUUAAAAUAGGAAAACCUUUCGUCAGGAGCAAGAGAGAAACUUCUAGGUCAUCUUUUAGAGCUUUUUUCUUCAAAUGAAGUUUUUUGCAGAAGUGCUUGGUGAGAUGUGGGAGCUUUCCAAACGAGAUUGGAGAGUGCAAAUAUAGGGCUUCCUCGCUGGCGGGGCCGCCCUUUCCCUCUUCAUUCCCAGUCGCCUUUUUCUUAGGGGCUCUCUGGAGUCGAACCGCGAGGUGGCGACUCUCGCGAAGGGAAUUCAUCCCUGUCAUAGCGGGAGCAGUGGUUGCCUGGCAACGGAAACUGGGCGUUCCAAACAAUUGGGACCGGAAAUCCUCGCAGAGCGCCGCAGCAGGGCUGCUGAUCCGCCUCUCAUCCCAAAAAGAGCAUCUGGCUCUGCACUUAGGCAUGCUUCCCACUCGGGACUCUUUCCAGCAACCUACGUUAGAUAGCGAUGACUCUUGUUUGGGAAAACCGCGGGCUUCCAAGAAGGGUCUGGGAUAUUUGAAGAGGUGCAAAAUAAAGAGAAUUAAAUGAAAUCACCAUUCAAGAACCCAAUUCAUCUCGCUCAACAGCAGGAUCCCUGGAGACGGCUCAGCUCUAUUCCUAAGAUCACUUCCAUGAGGCGGGAUGCUUAUGUUUUUGAUUCGAAGAUACCAAAGGAUGACCUUGAUUUCCGCUUAGCAGCCUUGUAUGACCAUCACACUGACACCUUUAAGGACAAAAGUGAGAUACUGUUACAUCAGGAGACCAUCCAGGAUACUCAUCAAAUCAUCAAGACUCAGUUUCCUGGAGAAUAUUUUCCAUUUCCUCCUCCACCCAUCAUGUCCCGGGCUAACAUCAGACAGUGGAUCAACCCUAAGAAGGAGUCCAUCCACAGCAUCCAGGGAGCCAUAGUGUCCCCUCAUACUGCAGCCACCAAUGGAGGUUAUUCCCGAAAGAAUGAUGGUGGCUUCUUCUCUACCUAGUGGAGGUGGCCUCCUAAUCACAGUGGAACAUCCUGCUGCCUGUCACUAUUAAACAGAUUCAUGCAAGGCAGUGCCUGAAGUCUUGGUUACCCAUGACUACCUCUUCACAGCUCUUAAAAUAUACAGGAAACUUCUCGAUUUCUCAAACUAGUUUUGUUGGAUCUAUUUGCAACUUGAAAAUUCAUCUUGCUGAAAAAAUAAGGAUUUACACAAUAGUCACACUAACUGUACAGAGCCAUUCACUUGUAUCUUACACACCUUUAUCUGGAAGCCAGUUAAGUGUAUGAGAAACAAGAAAUAGACAUAGCCAUUCUUCCAAUGAACUCUUGAUUUUGCAAACAUUGUAACAUCAGCAGCUCCAAGUAGCAUUAACAUAUAUGCAAAGCCAUACUGUCCAGAUUUCAGACUUCCUGGGUGUAGUUAUUUGCUGUACCCUUCAUUGAGAGCUCUAUCUGCCUGGUCUUCUAGUCCUCUAACUCCACUGGUGUCUCCUUGCCUGGAAGAGAACUCCCUUUUUUCUGUCAGUCUAUGCUGCAAUACAUAGUCUUGAUUUCUUU